Molecule: messenger RNA, 1677 nt
Organism: Trypanosoma cruzi
Lineage: Eukaryota; Euglenozoa; Kinetoplastea; Trypanosomatida; Trypanosomatidae
Product: regulatory subunit of protein kinase a-like protein, putative
Exons: 1
Coding region: 1-1677 (558 amino acids)
Source: RefSeq, a predicted model, not a curated record
AUGUCCAAAUUUGACAAGUGUGUAUGCGAAUGGAUUUUCUCUGCUUCCAUUGAUCGCCAGAGCAAACAUCAGAUUCUCGAGAAUGUUAUCACCACCAUCGACGAGUACAAGAAGAUGGAGGGGAAGGACCUGAAAACACAGGGGGAGUAUAAAAAGAAACUCAUAUCAGGAAUUUCGGGACAAUCUCGUAGUGGUCACACGGGGGGAAAAAGAAAUAAGGGAUCUGUGGUUGACUACAAGUUUUCCAGGAAGGUCAAUGAGGUUAUCCAACGGCUUGACGAUCCGCAAAUUACUCCACUUCCAACGAGUUUGUCACAGCGAGAGGAGAAUGGAAGCGAGGAUGCAAAUGUGCCGUUGAACUCGGCAGUGCCUGCAAACCCUUCACAGAAUGGACAGUCUCUGCCCUCGGUGGAUGGUCUUCAAGAGAACCAUGAAAUCAAUGACGGAGUUGAGAGCGAGGAGCAGUUGACCAUUCAAAGCGAUCGGGUCGAAACGGAUGAGAAAUACGAAGAAAAUGAAAUGGAGGCGAUGCGCUACGGAUUUGAAACAUUCAAGUUUGUCAAGACGGGCUCGCGAGCAAACUCAGCCUCGUCCUCGGAUGUGGGCGAUGGCGGAAACGCGGCUGCCGCAAACCGCCCCGGCACAGAUGAAAUUAUGGACGACAAUGAAGAUGAACGGCGGCGCCUUAUUACGAUGCAGGGUCAUUCUCGACUGGGAAUAUCGGCUCGCAGUAUUGGUGCUGAAGAAAUGAUGUCCACAGAGUUCCCCACCGCAGCCAAGUCAUCUGAAGCCGCAAGUUUUAUUAUGAAGGUGUUGGAAAAACACUUCCUUUUCUCUUUCCUGGAUGACAAGGAAUUGCACAAGCUGGCGAUGGUGAUGAAUACCGAGGACUUCCCGGAGGGGAUAAAGGUUCUUGUCAAGGGGGAGACCAACAGUAAGUUUUACAUCAUACUUGACGGCAGCGCUACCAUUACCAUGUUUGAAGAUGAUCCGGACAGGAUUGAGACGGAGAGUCUUCAGAAAGGUUCCGUUUUUGGGGAAUUGGGCCUUCUGUAUGAAACCCAAAGCGAAGUGAGCGUGGAAUCUACCACUCCCCUCUUUUGUGCAACUUUGGAGCGAAAUACGUACAAAAUUGUGGUCUCUCGGGCCGAAGAAGAAAAGCGUCAACGGUAUUUUUCGUUUCUUGAAAACGCUCCCUUCAUUAAGGACUUGCCGGCACAGGAGCGUUUGAAAAUUGCGGAGGCGUUAAAGGAGGAUAAAUACACCGAAGGCGACAAAAUUAUAAGGUACGGUGAGAAGGUGGAUUGGCUACAUAUCAUUGUGGAGGGCACGGCUGAUGUGAUUGGACGAAAUGAAGAGGGUGAGGAGGAGUAUGUUGUGACAAAAAAUGUUGGUGAGUGCUUUGGCGAUUUGGAGUUUUUGUAUCACCAUGAAACGGUGGCCGAUGUUGUUGCAACGAGUCCUUUUGUUCGGACUGCCAAGAUGAGCCGCCUUCACUUUGAACAACUCAUUGGGACCGCCAAGGAGUUACUGGACCGCGAGGUGAAGGAAGAUGCAUCGUACGACUACUACCGCCGAACGAUGGUUGGGACGUCAGCUCCACGAGAGGAUCCCACGCCUUCUUUUGAUGCGCCGCCAGAAUAUCUUUCCAAGCUGAAUGUGCCGUUGAAAUUGUGA